UACAAAAUCGCCAUUUUUUUUUAUAGCAACUUACCGACUAACUUACUUUUCAAGAAAAGAAAUUUCCUUUCCUUUUUGUAAGUCUUCACAUAUAAGUUUCUCGUCUCUUUUUAAUGCUUUCUUAUUUGUUUUCAAGUUCUGUAGGCCAAAGUAAAUUCUGGGUUUUGCCUGUUUUCUGAAUUAUCAAUCUCUGCAGACCAUAGUAUCAGGGUUUUAUGGGGGGUUUUGGUUUUCUUAUUCAUAGGAGCAAAAAUAAAUUAUGGGUUUUGCCUGUUUUCUUAUUGAUUAAGUGUUAUCAUCUUUCACUUUGAUAUCUUGAUUGGCCACUGCGGUACUAUAUUAAGAGAAAAGUGUUCAAUUUCUUAUCUUUGCUACAUAGGAAUUUGAGUGUGUAAUUACUGGGAUUUGGAUGUUUAAGUUGUUGAAUUCUUAGGUAAAUCCAUUUGAUGAAAUAGAAGGGGAAAGAAAAAAGGAAAUUUCAAGCUCAAACAAGGUCCUUUGAGUAUUGUUCAAGUAUAGAUAGUUGUAUAAGCUCAGGGGGUUCUAAGAUGAAAUUUGUCCCUGAUUUUAGAAGCCUGAUUAGAUCUUCAUUGUUGUUAGAGUUCGAGUUGUCUCUUCAAGGAGAACCCUUAAUUCCAGGCCUUCCUGAUGAUGUAUCCCUUAAUUGUCUCCUUAGGCUUCCGAUCGAUAGCCAUACCGCUUGCAAAGCCGUAUGCAAACAAUGGCAUUUUUUGUUCGGUAAUAAAGAUCGGUUUUUCACCCUGAGGAAGAAACUAGGUUUCAAAGACCCUUGGCUCUUUGUGUUUGCCUUCCACAAAUGCACAGGGGAAAUUCGAUGGCGGGUUCUUGACCUUACUAACUUUUCUUGGCAUAGCAUCCCUUCGAUGCCGUGCGAAGACAUUAUUAGUCCCCAUGGCAUUAGUUGUGUUUCGUUUCCUCAUGAGGGUGCGCUCUUUGUUUGUGGGGGGAUGGUCGCUGACGUUCAUUGCCCCCUCGACUUGGUCUUCAAGUAUGAGAUUCGUAAAGACAGUUGGACUGUGAUGAAAAAUAUGAACGCUGCGAGAUCGUUUUUUGCAAGUGGGGUGAUCGAUGGGAUGAUAUAUGUUGCUGGUGGAAACACUGCGGAUCUUUUUGAGCUUGAUUCAGCUGAGGUUUUAGAUCCCGUGAUUGGAAAUUGGCACCCGAUAGCCAACAUGGGUGCACAUAUGGCAUCUUAUGACUCUGCAGUUCUCAAUGGAAAGCUUCAUGUGACAGAAGGCUGGUUAUGGCCAUUCCUUGUCUCUCCAAGGGGUCAAGUUUACGAUCCAACGACUAAUCAUUGGGAGAAUAUGGCUGUGGGAUUGAGAGAAGGCUGGACCGGCUCAAGUGUGGUGGUUUAUGGUCACCUGUUUGUGGUUUCCGACCUCGAAAGAAUGAAGCUUAAGGUUUAUUACCCAGACACUGAUUCCUGGGAAACAAUACGAGGUCCACCAUUACCCGAGCAGAUAUGCAAACCAUUUGCUGUUAAUGCAUACGAUAACAUAAUAUACAUAGUCGGUCGCAACCUUCACGUUGCCGUGGGUUACAUCUCAAACCUGAAUCAAUCAGACAGCUCCGAGAAGAAGAGGAGCUUCGGUGUUCAAUGGCACGUUAUCGAUGGCCCUGUGCUUUCGGACUUGACACCCUCAUGUUCUCAGAUUCUGUUUGCUUAGCUUUAAUAAAUUAUAGUAACAGUAUGUAUCAACCAUAGCUCUCUCAAUCUUCUGGUUAAUGUACUUUCUGUGUUAAUUAUGGUUUGAGAUUGGUAAUGUACUGUAUACAAGAUCUUGUUCAUCAA
Molecule: messenger RNA, 1816 nt
Organism: Hibiscus syriacus
Lineage: Eukaryota; Viridiplantae; Streptophyta; Magnoliopsida; Malvales; Malvaceae
Product: F-box/kelch-repeat protein At1g30090-like
Exons: 1
Coding region: 549-1691 (380 amino acids)
Molecular function (GO): protein binding
Source: RefSeq, a predicted model, not a curated record